Messenger RNA from Darwinula stevensoni, 5999 nucleotides. The record is from the annotation of a GenBank genome assembly. NCBI's taxonomy places the organism in Eukaryota, Metazoa, Arthropoda, Ostracoda, Podocopida, Darwinulidae.
AUGUCCUGGUUUUCUGAACUUGUUGAAAUGUGGAAUAUGGACUGGAAUAUCACAUGGUACACAGACAAUCCUGAUUUCACUCCCUGUUUUCAUAACACUGUCUUGCUGUGGGUGCCUUGUGCUUUCUUGUGGUUGUUUGCUCCCCUGGAGACACACUACCUCAUCAACAGCAAAGGGAGGUACAUCCCAUGGACGUGGAUCAAUAUUGUGAAACACCUACUGGUGUUUAUUUUGGUGUUGCUGAAUGCUGUGGAUCUUGCUUUUGCCAUUCACAUUGGACCUGGUGCUUCAGUUUAUUUUGUUACACCUACCAUAAAAAUGUUGACUUUGGACCUGAUUUGGGUCAAGGGCUACCCAGGAGAGCCUAUGCUGCCAUUUGUGACUUAUAUGUUGUACUUCCCUCUGGUCACUGCUGUGUGGCUACUUCACUGUUUUGCUGAUGCUAGGCCAACAUACAUUGAAACCAUUGAGUUAGCUGAGAAACCUUGUCCAGAAGGUACAGCAUCGUUCCUGUCAAAAAUCACCUUCUCAUGGUUUGAUGGCAUGGCUUGGCUUGGUUGGAGACGACCUGUCACUGUGAAUGACUUGUGGAACCUCAAUGAAGAGGACCUUUCCAAGAACAUUGUCCCAGAAUUUGACAAGCAUUGGAGGGUCUCUUUGCUCAAGACACAAAACCAAGCAUCCUCAAGGCUGUCACAAAGUUCAAGAAAGGAUUCAAAGGCAUCGUGGAAGAAAGAUUCAGCAGGAGUUGAGUUUGUGAGUCCAAGAAAAAAGGCCCAGGCAUCAAUCUUGGCUGCCUUAUGCAAGACCUUUGGUGGCACAUUUUUGAGUGGUGCUUGUCUCAAGCUCAUGUCUGAUGUUUCCACAUUUAUUGGGCCCCUCCUGCUUGACCUGCUCAUAUCCUUUGUGAAGACCAGUGAUGACAUGUGGAAGGGCUACAUGUAUGCUGUUGCCAUGGUGCUUGUGGCUAUCCUCCAAUCUUUAUUUCUUGGUGCAUAUUUUCACAAAAUGUUCCUCAUAGGCAUGAGAGUCCGAACAGCUGUCAUUGCAGCUGUCUACAAGAAGGCACUCCGUCUCUCUAAUGCAGCACGAAAAGAAACCACAGUUGGAGAGAUUGUGAACUUAAUGUCAGUUGAUGCCCAGAGAUUCAUGGAUUUGGCACCUUACUUGAACAUGAUUUGGUCAGCUCCUCUGCAAAUAGCCAUUGCUCUAUAUCUUCUCUGGGCUCAGCUUGGUCCAUCUGUGCUGGCUGGGCUGGCCAUCAUGGUAAUCAUGAUCCCCAUCAAUGGAGUGAUUGCUGCCAAGACAAAGAAGCUCCAGGUGAAGCAGAUGACACAGAAAGAUCAGCGUGUGAAACUCAUGAGUGAAAUCUUGAAUGGGAUCAAGGUCUUGAAGUUGUAUGCUUGGGAGCCUUCUUUUCAAGAUCAGGUUCUGAAAAUUCGUGACAAGGAAGUCCAUGUUCUCAAGCAGGCUGCUUAUUUGAAUGCUGGGACCUCAUUUCUUUGGACUUGUGCACCAUUCUUGGUAUCCGUAGCCUCAUUUGCCACUUAUGUACUCAUCGAUGAGAACAACGUCCUGGAUGCAUCCAAAGCCUUUGUAUCUCUGAGCCUGUUCAAUAUCCUCCGCAUGCCACUCAGUUUCUUGCCUUUCCUCAUUGUCGGCCUUGUUCAGGUGGCGGUGGCCAGCUUUGCUGCUUAUGUCCUUUCUGAUGAAUCUCAUACACUUACUCCCACCAAAGCUUUUGUUUCCAUUGCGCUUUUCAACAUCCUUCGAAUGCCUCUUUCCUUCCUCCCCAUGCUCAUCAUGAUGAUUGUCCAGGUCACAUUUGCAUCUGUAGGCUGUUAUGUUCUAGUAUCAGAGGAAAAUACACUGACUCCUCAACGUGCCUUUGUUACUGUUGCUCUCUUUGGGAUCCUCCGCAUCCCUAUGAUGCUUCUCCCCAUCAUUACAGUUUUCUUCGUCCAGUUGAGGUAUAGUGCAGAGAAAAAGCAUGUUUUUCGUCAAUCACGAAUCUUCCAUGAUUCAGAGGAUCCAGUGGUAGUUGAGAAUGGGACUUUCUCAUGGGGACCAGAUGAUCCUCCUGUUCUGAGGGACAUCAACAUUCGAAUACCAUCACACAAGCUAGUUGCCAUUGUGGGACAGGUUGGUUCUGGGAAGUCCUCAUUCCUCUCAUCUUGUUUGGGAGAAAUGGAGAAGCUGUCUGGCAAGGUCAAUACAAAAGGGUCCGUAGCAUAUGUCCCCCAGCAAGCAUGGAUUCAGAAUUCAUCCCUCAAGAAUAACAUCACUUUUGGCAAGGCAUUUUCAAAAGAUUUCUAUCAGAAAGUAGUGUCUUCGUGUGCCCUUGAGCCUGACCUCUCUAUCUUGCCUGCUGGAGACUUGACAGAAAUAGGGGAAAAGGGCAUAAAUCUGAGUGGAGGACAGAAACAAAGAGUUAAUUUGGCCAGGGCAGUCUAUACUGAUGCUGAUAUUUAUCUCAUGGAUGACCCUCUGAGUGCUGUUGACAGUCAUGUUGGAAAGCACAUCUUCCAGCAAGUGAUUGGGCCUAAGGGACUGCUCAGGAACAAAACACGAGUGUUGGUAACACAUGGGGUAGCUCAUCUUCCCCAUACUGACAUGAUCAUCAUGAUGAAGGAUGGAGAAGUCAUUGAGGCUGGGAGCUAUCAGGAGUUGAUAGAGAAGAAAGGAUCCUUCUUUGAUUUUAUCAUCCAAUUCCUCAUCCAGGAAGAAGGGGAAGAAGUUGAUGAAGAAAAAGAGGAGAUCAAAGAGCUCAAGCAUACUCUGGAAAGUGCUGUGGGAAAGGAGGCUCUGAUGCAACAGGUCUCCAGGCAGAGAUCUCAUAUCUCUGAGUGUGAGUCUACAUCCACUGACCCCAACCGCAUCAGACGUCGAACAAGAUUUGACUCCCCUUGUGCUAUUGAUCAUUCUAUUGAUGUUCAUAGCACAAUAUCUGAUGGAUCUGUGGAAGGGAAGAGGAGCCUUGCUGAUGUGAAGCUGCCUGAAAAAGAGAAAGAGGUGGAGGCACAACUGAAGUCAAGCAUUGGAGAGAAAUUGAUUGAAAAAGAAACUACAGAAACAGGAAAGGUAAAGAUGGCUGUGUAUAUGCACUACAUGCGAUCCAUUGGACUCCCUCUUUCCCUGAUGACCUUAGUGAUGUAUACCUUGAGCCAAGGCUUCUCAGUUGGAUCCAAUGUGUGGCUUUCAGUCUGGUCAAAUGAUGUCUCCUUUAACAGCACUCAGGAUCCUUCUGACAGGGACAUGUAUCUUGGAAUUUAUGGUGCCUUAGGAAUUGCACAGGCAUUGAGCAUCUUGAUUGGGUCACUGGGAAUGGCCCUGGGAACGCUAUUGGCAUCAGCCUUCCUUCAUAAGUCCAUCCUAAACAACAUAUUGAAAGGACCGAUGUCCUUUUUUGAAACAACGCCCACUGGUAGGAUUGUGAACCGCUUCUCCAAAGAUGUCGAUACCCUGGAUGUCACUCUUCCCAUGAUGCUCCGAUCCUGGCUAUUUUGCUUCCUUCAGACACUUCUCAUUCAUGUCUUGCAAAAUCCUGUGUCAUUCUUUGAAUCCACUCCCACGGGACGCAUUGUGAACCGGUUUUCCAAGGAUAUUGAUGCUAUUGACAACACCCUGCCUGCUACCAUUAGAACAUGGCUCUGGUGCCUUUAUGCGGAGCAUCAAUUAGCUGCCGUGGAAGCUUGUAAAGAGUCUCUAAAUUCACUCUUUGCAGUUUUUCCUGAAUAUUCUUUGUUCUCUGUAGCUGCCAUGUAUGCAACUGGAUCAGCAAUGCUCUAUUCCCUGUCAUGCAAAGCUUCCUGGCAUUUGCACAAUCACCUCCUGGACCAUGUAUUGAGGAAUCCCCAAGGAUUCUUUGAUGCCAAUCCGGUGGGAAGAAUUUUAAACCGAUUUUCCCAAGAUGUUGCAACUUUGGACCAGAAAAUACCCUGGUACAUGGAAGAUUUGUUAAUCUGCUUUCUUGAGGUAAAUGAAGCCAUUUUCUCAAUGCAGGGGAUUCUCUGUCUGCAAUGUGGAGGACUAGAAAGCAGCAGUGAUAACUCAGAAGGGAAUUGUGUGCAAAGCAUAGAAGUGAGUGAAAGCUCUAAUGAAGUGUCUGAAAACCCAUCAAGUGUUGCUGGAAAUGAAACCCAGGCAAGAGAGCAUGUGAUUGCUACAUUGGUGGUGAACAGCUUCAGCACACCACUCUUUUUGGCUGUCAUCCUCCCCAUUGGAGCAUUCUACUAUUUCAUCCAGCAUGUAUAUGUUGCCACUUCAAGGCAAUUGAAACGAUUGGAGUCAGUGAGUCGCUCACCCAUAUAUUCUCACUUUGGUGAGACUAUCACUGGUGCUUCAACAAUCAGGGCCUAUGACAGAGAAAAACAAUUCAUCCUUGAAUCAGAACAAAAAGUGGACGAGAAUCAAAUCUGCUUCUAUCCAAGUGUUAUUGCCAACAGAUGGUUGGCAAUACGAUUGGAGUUUGUUGGAACUCUCAUGGUCUUCUUUGCAUCCCUUUUUGCUGUUCUUGGGAGGGAUACUCUUAGUGCUGGAGUGGUUGGCCUUUCAGUCAGCUAUGCUAUGUCUGUGAGUCUACCCAAUGACUCUCCAGUCAAAUACCAAUAUAAUAUCCUGACUUUUUCACAUUUUUUUCAGCCUGUGACGCAAACUUUAAAUUGGCUGGUCCGCAUGACAUCUGAUGUGGAAACAAACAUAGUGGCAGUGGAGAGAAUAAAGGAAUACUGUGAAACACCUGUUGAGGCACCUUGGGAAAUCAGUGAGAAAAAACCAAAAAAGGAUUGGCCAACAGAAGGAAACAUUACUUUCAAGGAUUACCAGACUCGAUAUCGGGAAGGUUUGGAACUUGUUCUCAAGGGUAUAUCCUUGGAUAUCAAAGGAGGAGAGAAGGUUGGCAUUGUGGGUCGAACUGGUGCUGGAAAGUCUUCCCUCAUGUUGGGAUUAUUCCGUAUUAUUGAGGGAGCUGGUGGAAGGAUCAUAAUUGAUGAUGUUGACAUUAGUGAGAUUGGUCUUCAUGAUCUCCGCUCUCAACUCACCAUAAUCCCACAAGAUCCAGUAUUAUUCUCAGGGAGCCUGCGCAUGAACCUGGAUCCAUUUGAGAAGCACACAGAUGAAGAAGUAUGGAAGGCUCUUGAAUUGUCUCACCUGAAGUCCUUUGUCAAAGGACUCUCACAGGGAUUGCAACAUCCUGUUUCUGAAGGGGGAGAAAACCUAAGUGUUGGACAGCGCCAGCUGAUUUGCUUGGCAAGAGCACUCUUAAGAAAGACCAAAGUCCUUGUUCUUGAUGAAGCCACUGCUGCUGUGGAUCUUGAAACAGAUGAACUCAUCCAGAAAACAAUCAGAACUGAAUUCUCCACUUGCACAGUCCUCACUAUCGCCCAUCGCAUCAAUACCAUUAUGGAUUAUGACAAGGUAAUGGUCCUGGACAAUGGAGAGAUCAAAGAAUUUGAUGCACCAAAUGUAUUGCUGCAGCAGCCGGAAUCAGUGUUUGCUUCAUUGACAAAAGAUGCAGGCAUUAGUGCCUGAUCAAUUCAUUCCAGUCCUGCAGCUCAUUCAUUAUGUUUCAAGUUGUUAUUCUCAGCUGUAUUUCUGAAAUCAGCAUCUGCAGAAAUUCUUCAAACAGCUCAAUUGUUUCCUCUGGAGGAAUGGACUUGAACCACUCAGUGGCAUACCAGUGCAAGAAAACUAUACCAAAGUUUAUUGUUGCCUUGCAUUGAAUGUAUUUUGCUAUUGUAAGGACACCACUUGCCUCUUGUUUGAAUACAUUAGGCCUUAUUCUUCAUCAGGCAAAGCUGUCAGCUCUCCUUUUAACAAAACGAGUUGGUUUGUUUGCUUUUUUUUUGUAAAUUGAGAGUUGGUUGGCUCAUAAUGUCAAUUUUUCUGUUGCACUGAGUCUUGAUCUCAUCCUUUUUCUGAAAAAGACAUAGUCAAGACUGUUGGCAAGUACAUGAUAAUUUGUGGGCCAAAUCAUGGAAUAAAGAAAUUCAGUGAACAUA